GAGCUAGAAACAAACACACAUGGGAGGGUCGGAGGAAUCUAUAUAUGCCGCUAAUUAAGACGUCUAAUCAAUGCAAGCGGCUGGGGCUGGCCGGAGUCAAGGUCAGUGACCGACCGAGAUGGCUGCGGCAACCGGAGGAGGCAGACAGAAUGAGGGGCGGUGGAGCCUGGCCGGCAAGACGGCGCUCGUCACCGGUGGAACCAAAGGAAUUGGGCUUGCCAUCGUGGAGGAGCUGGCGGGUCUUGGCGCCAGGGUGCACACCUGCUCCCGCACCGCCGCCGACCUGGACGCUUGCCGUCGCCGCUGGGCCGACAAGGACCUCCUUCCCCGCGUCACUUCCUCCGUCUGCGACGUCUCCUCGCAGCGCGACAGGGACAGCCUCGUCGCCGCCGUGUGCGACCUCUUCCACGGCCAGCUCCACAUCCUCGUCAACAACGCCGGCCAGUCCCUCUACAAGCCCGCCGCGGACACCACGCCCGACGACUACUCCCGCCUCAUGGCCACCAAUCUUGACUCCUGCUUCCACCUCACUCGCCUCGCGCACCCGCUCCUCCUCCAGGCGGCUGCCCGUGACGGCGGCGCCGUGGUCGUGCACAUGUCCUCCGUCGCCGCCUUCAUCGCGUACCCGACGCUGUCCCUCUACUCGCUCACCAAGGGCGGCCUGAUCCCGCUCACCAGGAGCCUCGCCGCCGAGUGGGCGCCGCGAGGCGUCCGCGUCAACUGCGUCGCACCGGGAGUCAUCGACACUGGCAUCUUCAGCACCACGCUGGGCGACCCCGGCAGAGCGAGGAGGCUCGCCGAGAUGGAGAGGUCGCGGGUGCCCAUGCAACGCUUUGGCACGCCACAGGAGGUGGCCGCGCUCGUCGCCUUCCUCUGCAUGCCUGCUGCAUCCUACAUCACCGGCCAGGUCAUCUGCGUCGACGGCGGGCGCACCGUCGCCACGGCAAAAUUGUGAGCUUCUCCACUGCAUGAGCUGCACCAGUUGCCACUCUGUUGAUCGGCAGAUCAUCCGAUGCCACUCUGUUGAGUUGCAGCGGCAGAUCAUGAAUUGUAUCUCCACUGCAUGCAAAUUUAAUCAAGUUUGCUUCGACCUAUUUG
This is a messenger RNA of Phragmites australis (common reed), 1098 nucleotides long. RefSeq names its product noroxomaritidine/norcraugsodine reductase-like. The coding region runs from base 119 to 955 and encodes 278 amino acids. The record is from RefSeq and is a predicted model, not a curated record. Gene Ontology annotation, molecular function: oxidoreductase activity. The transcript has 2 exons. NCBI's taxonomy places the organism in Eukaryota, Viridiplantae, Streptophyta, Magnoliopsida, Poales, Poaceae.